AUGCAGAGUCAUCGACGGCUGGAUGCGUACGUGCCAAGUCUAGUGGGUGUUGAUUCAGCCAGAGAGGCCGGUAUUCGAGGAAACGACGUAGUUGUGGGCAUCACGGACACGGGAUUGUAUCUGUACCACGACCAAUUCGAUCAAGAUGAACGCGAUAUUUUCGUAAGUAUUAAGCUAUCGGCGCGCAAAGUCGUCAUGUACAAUGGCUGGGCAAACAAAGCGGAUGAAGCCGAAACUAUCACUUGUGGCCACGGUACUCACGUCGCUGGGCUGUUAGCUGGCAGCUCGUUUAGCGGUAAACAUGCCAAUCUUGGCAUUGCCGACAAGGCACGGAUAGCAUUUAUGGACAUCGGGACCCAGAGCGAAACCUGCACAGGUCAGCUGCAUUGUGCCGUGUCACUAGCCACACCUGCAGACGCCAGCGACUUGCUAGAGAGUCAAAUUGACGCUGGUGCCAAGAUUUUCUCAUUCUCGUGGGGCACACCUGGGUCGGAUUACAGCUCACAAGCCAGAGAUUUGGACGCUUUUAUUUACGAAAACCCAGACGUCCUGGUGGUUGUGGCGGCAGGCAACAGUGGCGAGUCUUCGACCACUGGUCAGCGCACCAUUUCAUCUCCAUCCGGUGCCAAAAACGUAAUUUCGGUUGGCGCAUCGCUGAACUCUGCAGCUUCUUUCACGGACUUUGGGUGCCCUGAUGUAUUCAAUGAGCGCACAGUUGCAUCGUUUUCCUCUGCAGGGCCCACAACGGACGGGAGGUUAAAGCCGGAUGUUGUUGCGCCGGGUAUGAGCCUCUUGUCUAGUCAAUCAGAAGCACCGGGAUCUACUAAAGAGAGUUCAGCCACGUGCUCACUCCAGGGCACGUCACAGGCCACGCCGGUGAUCACUGGUGUCGCUGUACUUCUUUAUGAGUGGCUCCGAGACGGCUGGUGGAAGAAUGGGACCAAGAACCCAGCGUAUGCCAUGAAAACGGUGCCUGCUUCGCUCUUGAAGGCGCUAAUAAUUCACAUGGUGUUGUCUCCUGUUCGAGUUUGGCUUCCGACGCUACAGAUGUGA
This is a messenger RNA of Phytophthora infestans T30-4, 1053 nucleotides long. Its product is annotated as serine protease family S08A, putative. The record is from RefSeq and is a predicted model, not a curated record. Gene Ontology annotation, molecular function: serine-type endopeptidase activity. Bases 1 to 1053 code for a protein of 350 amino acids. The transcript has 2 exons. Lineage: Eukaryota; Oomycota; Peronosporomycetes; Peronosporales; Peronosporaceae. Gene Ontology annotation, biological process: proteolysis.